AUGAUAAGCAAAUUACAGGGAAGAGAUAAAUUUUGUAAGGCUAUUUAAUACGGAUCAAGAUUCUUAAAAUGGCAUUUCACUAAUACAGGAAACAAGGAUAUGAGUGAAAGAUUUAACGGGCUUUUUGGUGGAAUGAGAGAUGCAAGAAAAUUAUUUAGAUUAUUCAAAACUAUAAACGAAUGUCACAAAAUAAUGGAAUUGCUCAAAAAGAAAGAUGAUGAUGACCUUAAUAAGACUUUGGCAAUUUUAUAAAGAGCGUUUUUCGGCAUGUUUUGGUUCUUCGAUAAUUUAGUUAUUUUGAAACAACUUAAGUUUUUGAAAGGAGACCAUAAACCUAAUAGCAAAACAGGAUCAACUUUCUGGUUUUUAGCUUUAAUUUGUGCUGUUGUAUAGAAUGUGAGAAAUUUACUCAAAAAUUUGUAAAAAUAAAGCGAUACUAUCUAAAUUAUCUUAAAUACUUAAACAUAAGAAUAAAAUGAUAAAGCAUAAUUAUAAUUAAUCUAAUUAAAAAAAUAAACUUCCGAAAUCUAUCUUAAUAUAAUUAAAUCAGUUGCUGAUAUGAUAACCGCAGGAUAAGCUGCUUAAUUAUGGCCUAAUUUAUUAAAGAAAAAUGCUAACGAUGGGUUAUGUGGUAUUGGUGGUCUUAUUUCAUCUGUUAUAACAUCUUAUUAAUUAUUUUGA
This is a messenger RNA of Ichthyophthirius multifiliis, 681 nucleotides long. RefSeq lists its product as hypothetical. Gene Ontology annotation, cellular component: peroxisomal membrane. The transcript is spliced from 4 exons. The record is from RefSeq and is a predicted model, not a curated record. NCBI's taxonomy places the organism in Eukaryota, Ciliophora, Oligohymenophorea, Hymenostomatida. Gene Ontology annotation, biological process: regulation of peroxisome size; peroxisome fission.